AUGGGGAAAAACCAAGGGUACAAGGCUAUGCAGAGAGCCAGAGUUGGCUCCAGCUCCGCCGGACCGGACGAGAUCGAAGACGGCAUGGUGGAUGGUUCGUAUCAUACACCAGAGUGGCAUGCUGCUCGUUUGGCCAGUCUCAAGACUACACACACCAUUACUUGGGAAGAAUAUAAGCAGAAGCAAAAGGAAGAAGAGCUGAAAAAGGGGGAACUAGAAGCAGAUACGGAUAAAUUGAUGCGUGAGUAUAGAGCUCAGCUGGAUGCUGAAAGGGCGAUGAAGCUCUCUAAGGGAAGGAACUAUCCUAGCGAGAAAUCCAGAAAAGAUAAGAAGGAGAGGGAUUACACAGAUAGAAAGGACAGAGAUUCGAAGAAGAAGAAAAGCAAAAAGAGAAAGGUGCAACAACUACAUCGAGUUUACAUUCGAGAAGGCGAUCGUCUGACUCAAGCUCAUCCUCCGAAUCAUCAAGUAGCGACGAAGAGGAAUCUAGGAGUUCAAGGUCAAGUUCUAAAAGAUCCAAAAGGGAGAAGAAACACAAGUCUAGAGGCAGACACUCAAGCCAAAGUAAAGAUGAGGCUGACGGUCCUGUGCCGUUGUCGAAAUUCUUUGGCAGUCUUUAAGAGUUAA
This is a messenger RNA of Thlaspi arvense, 627 nucleotides long. NCBI's taxonomy places the organism in Eukaryota, Viridiplantae, Streptophyta, Magnoliopsida, Brassicales, Brassicaceae. The record is from the annotation of a GenBank genome assembly.